AUGAUCUGGAUACUCACAGCACAAAGUGUUCCACAGUCCUAUGGAAACAACAUGGUGACGAUCAUCACAGUGAUAUCUGCUGCUUUAUUGCACACAGAUCUGGAUCCUGGAAGCAAAAAAAUCAAGUAUAUCCUAUCAGGUGAUGGAGCUGGGACAAUCUUUCAAAUAAAUGAUAUAACUGGAGAUAUCCAUGCUAUAAAAAGACUUGACCGGGAGGAAAAGGCUGAGUACACGUUAACAGCUCAGGCAGUGGACUGGGAGACAAACAAACCUCUUGAGCCUCCUUCUGAGUUUAUUAUUAAAGUUCAAGACAUCAACGACAAUGCUCCAGAGUUUCUCAAUGGACCUUAUCAUGCUACUGUGCCAGAGAUGUCUAUUUUGGGUACAUCUGUCACUAAUGUAACAGCCAAGGAUGCUGAUGACCCAGUUUAUGGAAACAGUGCAAAGUUGGUUUACGGUAUCUUGGAAGGACAGCCGUAUUUUUCCAUUGAGCCUGAAACAG
Phodopus roborovskii (desert hamster) is the source of this 502-nucleotide messenger RNA. Its product is annotated as cadherin-8-like. Gene Ontology annotation, molecular function: cadherin binding; calcium ion binding. Lineage: Eukaryota; Metazoa; Chordata; Mammalia; Rodentia; Cricetidae. The transcript has 3 exons. Gene Ontology annotation, biological process: adherens junction organization; homophilic cell-cell adhesion; multicellular organism development. Gene Ontology annotation, cellular component: plasma membrane; catenin complex; axon terminus. The record is from RefSeq and is a predicted model, not a curated record. The annotation marks the transcript as partial.